AGCUACCACUUGGGUGCUCUCCAAUUGGAACUUUGUGAUUUGAGUUUUUGGGCUUCUGUUCACUGUUGUGUCGUCUCUUUCUCGCUAGCGGUGGAGAUCCGCGAGGAUGGCGGGAAAUAUUCCCCUGGCCGCCCUUCUGGACUCCCUGCUGCAGAAAUCCUACCACGAACUGACUGUGCUAGCCGAACUGUUGCCUCGGAAGUCGGACGUGGACCGGAAAAUUGGGAUAGUAGGUUUUGCGAGACAGACUCGGCUGCAGCUGGUGAGACUGUUAGCUCUCGUGAAGUGGGCAGGCAGCUCUGACAGUGUCCAGAAAUGCUCAGAGAUGAGUGAACUGCUGAGUCAGCAGUCCUGGCUGUAUGAAGACACGGCCAACCAGUUGGCUCACCUUGCUCGACAUCAGUUGCUACUGGCCUGGUAUAUAUGUACAGCUCUUUUUCUAUGAGAAGUGUUCUCUUUUGUGGUUGUUGCUGGUGGUUUACGUACUGUAUAUACAUACAACAUGUGGUGGGUUAUGUACUGUAUGUGUGUAUAUAUAUAUAUAUAUACAUGUAUGUACCAUAGCACAGUGGUUUGAGGUUUGCCUUUGUCUUUUGUUGUGUUGUAUUGUGUUGUAGACUCGAACCCCUACCAGCUGAGUUGCCCUGGUAGCUCAGUUGGUAGAGCGCUCGCCUAGACUGCAGAGUGUCGUGAUCCCACCCAGGGAAGGUCUUCUUCUUUUAGCUGUCCUGGGUGUAGUUGAGUACAGAGAAAUAUGUAGAGGGGUGCAAGAAAAACA
Geodia barretti is the source of this 778-nucleotide messenger RNA. The record is from the annotation of a GenBank genome assembly. NCBI's taxonomy places the organism in Eukaryota, Metazoa, Porifera, Demospongiae, Tetractinellida, Geodiidae.